This is a messenger RNA of Ochotona princeps (American pika), 3759 nucleotides long. RefSeq names its product R3H domain and coiled-coil containing 1 like (gene R3HCC1L). NCBI's taxonomy places the organism in Eukaryota, Metazoa, Chordata, Mammalia, Lagomorpha, Ochotonidae. The record is from RefSeq and is a predicted model, not a curated record. The transcript has 7 exons. Bases 711 to 3029 code for a protein of 772 amino acids.
UGAACUGAUUUUCCUCUGUCACCGAGGCAUGCUCUGCAGAGGCUGUGUGUCUGGUGGAAGUUAUCCCAGCUUUGGAGUCAGGUAUGCCAAGAUUGGAAUCCAGGCCCUGCAGGAUUUUGGUUCAUAUAAGCAUUUUGAAUUUACUUUUUUUUUUUUUUAAUCUGUGGAACAGGGAUAAUAAUAUUGGAUGUGCUUGGCUGAAAACAGAUUAUUUGGAUGAGGCAUACACUAGUUAGACUUAGUAAAAGAGUUGUUAUUAUUCCAAUUUAAAAAUUUUUAAUGUAUUGUUUCUAAUAGUUGUGGAUGUAUUUAGUCCUCUAAUGCAGGGGUGGGGACUGUCCAGGCUGUGUGAGGCCCACAGCAUCAUUUGGUUUGGCCCCACCAAAGCUGCUGCAGGUGGUACUCAAAAUCCCGUAAAUCUAAAGCCAGUUAAUUUUUAAGUUGGUGAUUUUGUGUGGUCCACUAAUGAUGUUAUAAACAUCCAGAUGGCCCUUGGCAGAGACAAGUUUUCUCACCCUUGCUCUGAUGUUCACACCAUUGUUGUAUUUCUUUGUUAGCCGAGGUGAACAUUAUUGACUGUGACUGUGGAACCCUGAAACACAGCAAAGCUAAUUGGCCAACAUGAAGUUUGAUCCCUGACCCUGCCUUCAUUAGCUCCAUGAGUCAUAAAAUCUCACCAGAAUAAAUGAAAAAUUGAUUGAGUUGGUGCAAUGCAGCAAGAAGGGGACAGAUGCAGAGUUCGCGCCAGAAGGCCUGAUAUGGCACUUUAUGUCCCCAAAGCUCUAAGGGGUACAGUGCUCCUCAAGACCGGUGAUAAGGAAAAAAGCUGUAGUUCAGUAAACUGUCUGGUGAAAGAGGAACAAAACAGUUGCCUCUCCCAAAAGGAGGUCCUUAGAGACAAACCUGAGGCUCAGAGACUAAGUACCAAUCCUGAUGGAAAGGAGCGUAACUGGAAAGAAGGAAAGACUUCUCCAGCAAGAUUAAGAAAACACACAUGCCUUCAAAACAGAAAUAAAGAUAGGGUUUGCACCAAGAGAGGGACUAUAGAAUCCAAAGAAGUAUCCCAGGGACACCAGCACAGGGUCCCAAAUGUUGAUAUUGCACCUAGUAUACCUUUACAAAGGCAUUUUAAACCAAAGAAGGUAGAGUGUUUGGAGGUUGAAACCACAGAUUUGACAGGAUGGCAGAGGAUUCCUGUAUCACAGUCUUGUUCAGAAAUCCCUGAGGCACAAGUUCUAAGCAAACCACUCCAAAAUAUGGAAUUGAGUGAACUAAGUGGGGAAACUUCUCAAGACAGAGAUUUGGAAAGCAGAAUUGAAACCGAUGCCCAAAUUGUAGAGACACUGUCCCGGUUUCCUGGAGUUUUUAGUUCUGUAUUACAAACUGAGAGUCUGAAUACAUCAGUAAAAUUAAGCUCUGAUUCUGCAACUGCACCACAAGAUGGAAAGCCGAGGCUCAGCAGUGGAGAAGUCACGGCUGUCACUGAUUCUGCAUGUCCACAUCCUGUCAUUGAUCAAGCCUCUGCCUACUUUGCAUCGGAGAAUAUAGGUGAUACAGUCAACAAUACAGAUUCUGUCUUUGGUUGGAAAGGUAUAGAUUCCAUUCCUGAGACUGUGGGUCCUGUCACUCCUGAAGAGACUACAGACAGUAAAUUCAGGAGCACAAAUGGAAUUGUUGAUCCAACGAAAAUUAAAAAGUGUGAGAAGAAUAACAUCAGUGCCAGUGAGUUUUGUGUGGAGUAUGGACUUUCUGAGACAGUUGUCCUUGCUCAGGAAACAGACAGAAAUAGUAGGUGUCAGGAUAUAGAUGAUAUUACCAAUAAGGCAUGUAUGGUGGACAUUGCGGAUGAUCUAUGUCAUCAUGCAACUACAGACAGUCCUUGUGAAGUUCUGGUUGGAGUAGCUGAUGAGACCUGUGCUACUAUUUGUGAUUUCUCAGGAAAUAUAGAAAUAAGUGCAGGUGCAGCCCAACCUCAAGAAGUUAGAAGUGGGGAUGACGCUGAAAAUUUCAGCAACCUGAUUUCUUGCCCAGAUAUUUAUGGUGAGAAUAUUUUAUCUGAUUUUACAGAGUCAACAGGAAAGUUGACAGAGAACUCGUCAGGUUGUACUUCCUCCUUCCCUAGAAAGAAGAUUGCUGAUGGUAAUUGUCACACUUUUUUGGACUCUGAACUCAGUGUGUUAAAUGGCCCAGAAAUAUUUGCAGACAAUGCCUCAGGCAGUGAUGUGGAUAGUACUGGCGAUACAACAAAGGCGUCGCUUGAACUGAGGACUGCUGAAGAUGUCGAAACAGAAGAGCAGCGUGACUCAGAGGAUACAGAACUCGGAAUAUCCUUUCCUGGUGGAGAAUCUUCUAUGGGAACACGCACGGAACUGAACACAGCUGAAACUUCUUGUGGGGAGGGCAGUGCUGAUCCCGAGGAAAGCUGGGAAUCUAUGUUUAAUGAUGAUGGUGACUGCCUGGAUCCCCGUCUACUACAGGAGUUAUCAGGGAAUGUACACAAAGCAAGCAUCCAGGAACCUAGAUUUGAUUAUUACAGCCAUGAAGUUCCUGAUAUUGACCUCAGUGAGUGUGAAUUCCCUCAUGUCAUUGAAAUUUAUGACUUCCCUCAAGAAUUUCGUACUGAAGACCUUCUGCGGGUUUUCUGCAGUUAUCAAAAGAAAGGGUUUGAUAUUAAAUGGGUUGAUGAUACACAUGCCCUGGGAAUAUUCUCCAGUCCAGUUACAGCUCGUGAUGCUCUGGCUAUUAAACAUUCCAUGGUGAAGAUUCGACCUUUGUCACAGGCCACCAGAGCAGCCAAGGCCAAAGCUAGAGCUUUUGCUGAGUUCUUGCAGCCAGCCAAGGAGCGCCCGGAGACCUCAGCAGCCCUGGCCAGGAGGCUGGUCAUCAGUGCCCUUGGGGUUCGAAGCAGACAGAACCCGAGGGACCGGGAAGCAGAGCGUAAGAAGCUGCAGGCAGCCAGGGAGAGAAAACGAUUGGAAGCCAAGCAACGAGAAGACAUUUGGGAAGGCAGAGACCAGUCUGCAGUCUGAAUAUCACCGAAAGAAGGAAAUAAUUUCAUGAUUGGAAAAUGUUUUCUUGGGCUUCAAAUAAGAGGAUCUUUCCAGAGCUCUGUGCACAUGCAGGUGUGCCCGUUAUAGAGUUGAAAGUGAUGGAGCAAAGACUGACUGGGUCUAUAAAGAAGACAGAUACCUGUCUUCACUCCUAAAAGCAGUUCUCUAGAAUGCACUACUGUGGUGGGAGUGGAAGGGAGCCGUCACCCAGGGAGAAAUAUGGAAGGUUUGGCUUCCACGAGUCCUCUGGACAGUGUAAGUCACGUUAGCAUGGUUCACCAAGAUAAUCUGGAAAAAAAGCAAACAGAGAAUUCACAUCUGCAGUGAUGGGAGAUUCAGGCCCCACACAAGGCAGAACCUUCCCUAGUAUCUCACAGAACUGAAAACAGCAAUAUGGGGCAUAGAAGGGAAGCAAGUAAGGAACAUUCACUACAAAGAGAAAGAAUAGUGUAUGGUGGACUUGGAAUACAUAGAAUCUGCACUGCCGGUUCCAGUACACCAGAGUCGAUGAAAUGCAGCCGAUGUGGGUAUUUGGACUCCAGCGUCUGUAUUGAACUAAGUGCCUGGGGCUGCUCAGGCUGCAUAGCAGCUAGUGCCAGCUUCAUUCCUCAUAGUAAGCCAACCUUGGGAGCUGAGUGCCAGUUCCAGUUUAAACAGUAACAUCAGGUUGUAAGAGGGAGACAUUAAAGCCCAUUUUAUGACAUAUACA